Molecule: messenger RNA, 894 nt
Organism: Saccharomycopsis crataegensis
Lineage: Eukaryota; Fungi; Ascomycota; Saccharomycetes; Ascoideales; Saccharomycopsidaceae
Gene: CRC1
Product: carnitine:acyl carnitine antiporter
Exons: 1
Coding region: 1-894 (297 amino acids)
Biological process (GO): carnitine transmembrane transport; mitochondrial transport
Cellular component (GO): mitochondrial envelope
Molecular function (GO): O-acyl-L-carnitine transmembrane transporter activity
Source: RefSeq, a predicted model, not a curated record
AUGAGCGAAGAGGUGGAGUCUCUAGUAACUUCUUCUCAAUCACAUAGGUCUGAAUUGGUAGAAAAUGUCAAAUCCUUCACUUCUGGUGGCUUUGGUGGGAUUUGUGCAGUGUUAACAGGUCAUCCGUUUGAUUUGAUGAAGGUCAGAUUACAAACCAACCAAGCUUCAUCUACCAUCAACGCCUUCACAUCUAUUGUCAAAACAGAUGGUAUCCGAGGGUUUUAUCGCGGAGUUUCACCACCCUUGUUGGGAGUCACUCCAAUGUUUGCCGUCAGCUUCUGGGGUUAUGAUAUGGGCAAGAAACUUGUGAGCUCUAUCUCCAAUAUUGAUGACCCUGCAAAAAUGACAAUUGCCCAAAUCUCUGCUGCUGGGUUUUUCAGUGCAAUUCCCACCACUGCGAUCGCUGCCCCAUUUGAAAGGGUAAAAGUGGUGCUACAAAUCCAAAACAAAUCAAAUCAAACAUCGAUGGUGGGUGCCGUAAAAUCCAUAUUGGCAACAGGGGGUCUCAGGUCUUUGUUCAAAGGUUCUUUGGCGACCCUCGCUCGUGAUGGACCAGGUAGCGCUUUAUAUUUCGCCACUUAUGAAUAUCUCAAGCAAAAAUUAUCGAAGGAUACAGAAGAUGGGAAAUUAUCGUUGAUGGCAAUCUCUAUUGCCGGUGGGUUUGCCGGUGUGGCAAUGUGGUGUGGUGUCUUCCCGAUUGACACUAUCAAAUCAGUUCAACAAUCAAGCAAUUCUUCGAUAUCAAUAGCCCAAGUAACGAGAAAUAUAUAUGCCAAAGGUGGGGUCAAGGCGUUUUUCCCAGGCAUUGGUCCGGCUUUACUCAGAAGUUUCCCUGCCAAUGCGGCUACGUUUGUCGGUGUCGAAGUGGCCAAGAAGGUUAUGAAUGAUUUAUGA